UUUUUUUUUUUUUUUUUUAAUUUUUGCUCCUCUUCUGGCCUCAGUGCUUUUUGGAAAAGGCCCAAAUGAUCUGGUGGUGUUGCUCAGGCAUAUGCAGAGCCCUAGCUCUUCUGGCGCUCCUGUUUCCCUUGCAGGAGAGGAGCUGCUGGGGUCUCAAUCCCAGCUCUGGGGAUCUGGAGAAGUCUCCACACUCUGAUCCAGACCCCUGGGAUGUCCCGCACAGAAACAGACGCAGCUGGGUAUGGAACCAGUUCUUCGUAUUAGAAGAGUAUACAGGAAAUGAACCUCUCUACGUUGGCAAGCUACAUUCAGAUGUGGACAAAGGAGAUGGCAAGGUGAAGUACGUGCUCUCUGGUGAGGGUGCCACCUCCAUCUUCACCAUUGAUGAGAACACGGGAGACAUCCAUGCCACAAAGCGGCUUGAUCGAGAGGCUCAGGCUUACUACACCCUUCAAGCUCAAGCUGUAGACCGACUCACCAAUUUGCCUGUGGAACCCAGAUCUGAAUUUGUGGUCAAAGUCCAGGACAUCAAUGACAAUGAGCCCAAGUUUCCUGAUGGACCAUACCUGGCAGGAGUACCGGAGAUGUCACCCUUAGGAACCAUGGUAGUGCAAGUGGUAGCCACAGACGCAGAUGACCCAACAUACGGGAACAGUGCCAGGGUGGUUUACAGCAUCGAACAUGGACAUCCGUAUUUCUCAGUGGAGCCAAAGACAGGUGUCAUCCGAACAGCUCUGCCAAACAUGGACCGGGAGACGAGGGAUCAAUAUGUUCUCGUCAUCCAGGCCAAAGACAUGGUUGGCCAAAUGGGUGGCCUCUCCGGCACCACCUCUGUAACGGUCACGCUCACAGAUGUCAAUGACAACCCGCCUCGGUUCGCUCACAAGAACUAUCAGUACACGGUGCUCGAGUCCCUGCUGGUGCAAUCUGUUGUGGCCAGAAUAAAAGCGGUGGAUGCUGAUAUAGGCUCCAACGCAGAGAUGGACUACAGGAUCAUGGACGGCGAUGGGCCCGGCAUGUUCAACAUAACGACAGAUGAGGACACACAAGAUGGGGUCAUAAUGCUGCUGAAGCCUUUAGACUUUGAAACAAAGAGCAGCUUUUCUCUGAGAAUCGAAGCCACAAACAGGAAUAUCGACUCCAGCUUCUUGAGCUUGGGACCGUUUAGCGACACGACAUCAGUCAAGGUGACGGUGGAGGAUGUGAACGAGCCGCCCGUCUUUUCCACACUGUUGAGCAAGAUGGUCGUUUCAGAGGACGCCAAAGUGGGCACCUCGAUCGGGAGAGUGUCUGCCCAUGACCCAGAUAACUCCAACAGUCCAAUCAGGUACUCCAUUGACAGGAACACAGACUUGGAGCGCUUCUUUAAUGUGGAUGCCCUAAGUGGGGUCAUCAGCACAGCCAAACUUCUGGACCGAGAAGCAAACUCGGUCCACAACCUCACCAUCUUUGCCAUCGAGAGCCAUGACCCAACCCAAAUCGGAAAAGGCAUCACUUUGAUCACAGUGCAGGACAUAAAUGAUAACGCUCCGGUUUUUGCCAUCGACUAUGAAACACUGCUUUGUGAAAAUGCCAUACCAGGACAGGUGAUCCAGACAAUCAGCGCAGUGGAUAAGGAUGAACCUUUGAGUGGUCAUCGCUUUUAUUUCGCCCUGGCAGGACCUGCUGCUGGUAACCUUAACUUCACUCUGCGAGAUAAUAAGGACAACACAGCAUCCAUAUUGACAAAGCGAGGUGGCUUCAGGAGACGGGAGCAGCCUGUGUAUCGACUCCCUGUGUUGAUUGUGGACAGUGGAAGUCCUGCUCUCAGCAGCACAAAUACACUCUCAGUUCGAGUGUGUGACUGUGACUCUGACGGAGUGGCCUUGUCUUGUGGAGCUGUGGCCUAUACAGCAACCGGCCUCAGCACAGGUGCCCUCCUGGCUAUUCUGGGCUGCAUCAUCACACUUCUGGUCAUGGUUCUACUAAUUGUGACAAUGCGUCGGAGAAGAAAAGAACCUCUGAUUCUGGAAGAGGAAAGAGAUAUCAGAGAAAACAUCGUCCGUUAUGACGAUGAGGGAGGGGGCGAGGAGGACACAGAGGCCUUCGACAUGGUGACCCUGCGUAACCUCAAUGUCAUCAGAGACCCCAAUGUACGACGAGACGUCACACCAGAUACCCCUACUUUCUUUCAUUACCCCUCAGCUUCUCGCCCAUCCUAUAAAUCCCUACCAGACAAUGUGGUGUUUCGAGAGUUUAUUUGGGAGCGACUGAAGGAUGCCGACGUGGACCCAUCAGCUCCCCCGUACGACUCUCUGCAGACGUAUGCUUUUGAAGGUAGCGGCUCUGUAGCUGAGUCGCUAAGCUCACUGGAGUCACUAAGUACAGACUCAGAUCAGAACUAUGACUAUCUCAGCAACUGGGGACCACGCUUCAAAAAGCUGGCCGACCUGUAUGGCAACAGCGAUAGCACCACUGUCUUGUCAUAGCCACUAAAUGUGUUUCUUAACAUUUGUGGGACUCCAAAAAAUAAUAGUAAUUUAUUGUCAGAGAAAAUGAUUUUGUCUGCCUUAGUGCAUUGGAGGAAAAGAUUCAAAGACAACACAAGAGACUGAAAGAAAAACACUUUGACUUCAAAGGUUUUUUUGGUUUGUUUACCUCCCUGUAUGGAUUUUGAAAAUCGUGCCAUGGUGAGUUUUGACACGGACUUCAAAAGUGGCUUGACUGAGGAGGAAACCUUGUGUGGAAAAGACAUUAAAGGUUUCAGAUUUUGGGCUUGGGUCCAACCAUUGACUGCAGAAUGCAUACAUGUUGGAGCAUUUUUACGGGGAGGCACCUGUCCUUUCAUUCCUGUGAUGGGCACCGGCCCAGCACUCUUGCUUUGAAGCAUUCCUUUGCUAUCUUUGUGCUAAAAAAACAUAAAAAAUUUCUCAUGAAAGGCUGUGUCUCUAGCGGCUAAUCAGUAGUCACUUGACUGUUCAUAUGAAAUUUGACAGCAAUUUAUAUGGGAUUUUUUUUCUUCUCCUUCUUCUAUCUUUGGGACGGGGAGCAGGGUGAUGAGGGGCUGUUUUUCACAAACACUGAAAUCCGGAGCCACAUUAUUCACGGACUCAGAAAUAUCCUUCAACACUAUAUGAAGUGCAACUGCACACAUAUAAUAAAGUAUAAACAAGUAUUUGAUGUGCUAAGGAAAUGAUGUGAAGACAUAAGUUGUGCAAAUCAUAAAAAGAAUGACAUGCUCGUCAUUUUGAUGUCUCCACUGGGUGAAACAGGAAAACAUCAUUUCUCUUCUUCUCCCAACAAUACAUUUUGCAGAAGUUGCAAUGUAGUGUUUGUCUCAGUCUGUUUUUUCUUCAGCCUUUCUAUUGCCAAGUCAAAUGUAUAAUUUCUGAGGUAUAAUCUGUCAGGAUUUAGUUGUUUUGCUUUUGUACAAGGCAGGUUGGGUCUGGGAAUGUUUGCUACACCAGAAACUGUCACUGAUGGAUCUGUCCUCGCUGUGCUUGAUUGCAAAUUCACACUGCCUAGAGUAAAAAAAUAAAUAUAUGUUUCUGAAGUGACGGUCCUAACCUGGGUGAAGUUGCAGUUUGUAAGUAAAUGACUUUUGCUUCUGUAGUUUGCAGGUUCCAGCAUAUAUUGUCUUUCAGAAAUGAAGUAAAUAAUGUCAGUGGUUUGAAUAUUGAUGGUGAAAGGACACACUGUAUGAUAAUCAUUUUGUGCCAAUUUUCUUUUCCAGCUUAAACAAAUUAUGUUACAACUAGGUGUCCACAUGUACACUGAUAUGUAUUCUUAUUUAUUUUGAAGAGGCAGAACUGUGCAAAUGAUGUUUUUAUCUUUUGCUGAAAAUAAAAUUGACAUUCAGUUCCUUAAAAUAUCGAAGCACUUUCUUUCAAUCCUUCUGAACAUGUGUACAAAUAUAUAGACAUGAACUCUAUGAAAACUAAAAACUAAAAUCCAAAAGAGCAUCUAAUUAAUGACUAAAAAAAUCUUGACUUUAUUCUCUGCGCAUUUGGGGAUCUCAAGUAACUGGGGAGAAGAAGGAGGAAGAAAGAGAAAAGAGAACUUUAUUUUUUUCAUACAUUUUUUGAUGUGCCUUUAAGUAGUUGAAAGGCCUUGUAGUGACAAAGCAUUCACACUCCACGGAGGCUUGUGUGGUGAUUGCAAGGUUCAUGUUUGGCCAUUUGAGCGCUAUUUUUGUAAAUUAGCCAAGCUUGAACAAUAAAGUAAAAAGAUGAUUAUAGGUGGAAUAGGAUAAAUGGCAAAUAAACAAUGUGCACUACUUUCUGCUUUCAUAGGAUCCCCAAAAUUCUUUCAAAUGCAUAAUUUUGGCAUUAAAACUUCAUGUAUACAUGCAUACAUAUAGCAAAAAUCAUGGUCUACAGUUGUCAAGCAUUGUGGCCUAUUUUUUUGAGGACAGCAAGAUAUGAGGAUGUUAUUUACAAAGCGAUUCACAGUAAUUUGUGAAAUGUGAGACAAGCUUAUUCAUUAGUUUUUACCCUACACUUUGUUUUGUGGAGGGCAAGCAAAUACCACUCCAUGAGGUUUAUUUAUCAAAAGAUUUUGAAAAGAUCAGAGUUUGGUUUAAAGUAUGGCUGGUGCAUGUUUUAUAGUUAGUGAAACUACAAUAUUAAAAGGAUAUUUUACCAGUGUAACACCAACAAGUCAUUUUUUUAGACAUCAAUGGUAAUAGGUAGUUACCAUACAAAUUCAGUCUUUAUAACUGACCAUUUCCACAACGUUCAUCACACUGACUAUGAAAACUCACUCUCCAGAUAUACAUAUAUAUGGACAGAGAGAGAAAAAGAGUCGGUUUGCAGUUACAUGAAGUCACAGAAGCAAAUGAGAAAGCCUAAGUUCACAGAAGCCUGACCAAUAUUCCAGAUUUUGUGUUUUUUGAGUAAAUAUUUUCAUUUUUUGACUUGAUGUCAAUUACCACACCACACGGUGUGGUAAUAAAAUUACCACACCGUGUGAAUUUUAUUAGUGGAAAGUAUCCGCCUUUCACUUUCAAUACCACAGGUGU
Haplochromis burtoni (Burton's mouthbrooder) is the source of this 4999-nucleotide messenger RNA. Its product is annotated as cadherin-7. The coding region runs from base 66 to 2468 and encodes 800 amino acids. The record is from RefSeq and is a predicted model, not a curated record. The transcript has 11 exons. Gene Ontology annotation, cellular component: adherens junction; plasma membrane; catenin complex. NCBI's taxonomy places the organism in Eukaryota, Metazoa, Chordata, Actinopteri, Cichliformes, Cichlidae. Gene Ontology annotation, molecular function: calcium ion binding; cadherin binding. Gene Ontology annotation, biological process: cell-cell junction assembly; calcium-dependent cell-cell adhesion; cell morphogenesis.